AUGUCUCUGUUUCAGCAUCGCCAGCUGGCACCCACAGCUUUCAGCUUCAUCCAACUUUGCUUAUUGCUCUGCGCCUCCUCUCUCCACCCGAAUAUCUUCGAUCGAGGGAUGGAGCUGAAGACCCAAGUCCGGGGAGUGGUAUUCCCGUGGCUAUUCUUAUCGAGACCCUUCCUCUGUGUCUGUCUCUCGCUUGCUUCUUCCUGUUGGCGAUCAGCCUUUUCCUUGUCUAGGACACGAAUCCGGUCUAUUGGAUGUCGAUGCCAAUCUUACUGCCGCAUCAACAAGUUCAGCCCUUUUUUUCUCACACAGGCGCGGGCUCACAACCGUUUCAAUGACCCACCGUUUCGGAUUCUCAUUGGUUGGUGGCUGCUUACCUUGGUCUCUUGGGGAGCACUGGGAUCAAUCACUGAUCUUCCCCCCCGCAAUGGUCUCACGUUACGUGCAACCUUGGCACCGUAA
Molecule: messenger RNA, 459 nt
Organism: Colletotrichum lupini
Lineage: Eukaryota; Fungi; Ascomycota; Sordariomycetes; Glomerellales; Glomerellaceae
Exons: 1
Coding region: 1-459 (152 amino acids)
Source: RefSeq, a predicted model, not a curated record